AUGAACUUGCACCUGGCGCUUGUCGAGGCAGUCGCGGGGCACAUCGCUGCCUGCUUCCGGUACACAGACCCGCUCGGCGACCUUGCGCAUGGCAAGUCACCGUUCGACCUCGUGCUCGUCGUGGAUGCGACGCCCGAGCCCAAGUACGACCAGGCGUUCCAGCUGGAGCUAUUGCAGGAGCUUGCAUCGGACGCGUCGUCGGACCCGUUUGUCGCUGCCAACACGGACAUGCUUCUGUCGCGUCACAACGCGCCCGUGCUGCACAUGGCCUUUCUGCGCGCGCCGUCGUCCAAGACGCUGCGCUUCGUCGUCGCCCGCCGUGACGGCCAUGCCUAUGUCUGGGAGUGGGCCCUCGAGAAGCUCGCGUGGGUCUUCCUCAAUAGUUUCUGCUUUUCGAGCGAGCCUGCUGCGGACCUCAGCGCGUUCCCGACCUUUGCCGGCGCGCACGGACUCGCGUGGUCGGACGCGAACGGCGCGCUGCAGUGCCGCCACGUCAGCUUUGAGACUAUUCCGUCGCUCGCCAAGCACCCGACGCACAUCGUCGUGGGCCAUCCGAUGACGCUACACAGUGACGCGUCGAGUCGCGUGACCUUGCUAAGCUCAUCCCGUGGGCUGUGGCUCCUCUCCGACUGCCACGUACAGCUCAAGAGUGCGCAGUCGCCCGUGACACACGCGUGUCCGCAUCCGUCGCCGCUCUUCGACGUGGUUGCGUGCGUGCACGACGUCACAGGUGCGCUGCUGACGCUUUCCAAGUCGACUGGCGCCCUCCACCUCGUCCAACUUGAGAAUGGCGGGCUCCAGUGCCGGCAACUUGCGUUCGCGCUGCCGGCGCCGGCGACGGUCGUUGCGGUUGCAUGCCACCGGCAGUUCCUCCUCGUCACGACCACCGAGAGCUCGCUCGUCGUGUACGAUGUGCACUCGGGUGCCGAGGCCACGUCGCUGGCACUGCCGACAGCGACGCAAUACCGCCUAUGGAGCACAGUGGUCGCCGCCGGCGUCUACGCCGACCACGCGUUCUACCGCCUCAAGCUGCCGAGUGCAACGCAGUACGCCGACGGCCUACCUUCGGGAUUCGCGCACUUGCGCGACCACGGCCCGUCGCUCCGGUUUCCCCAAGUGGCGGCGGCCUACGCCUCGCUUCGGCGUGCAGCCGCCAACGACCGCAAGGGCGACGCUUACGAGACGGUCGCGGCGCACCUCGAGCACCCGGCGCUCUUAUUGGCGCUGCUUACAGACGCCAAGAUCCCAGACGCGAUCGUCGACGACCUCCGCGGGCGCCUCGGGGCGAUGCAGCUCCACUACAAGCACACACUCCAUACCGUGCCGGCGGCGGCCGUGGCGUCGACGCCGCUCUCGCCUCUCACGCCCAUCAACAUGGACUCGUUCAUGUACGUGCACGCGUGGCUGCAGCUCAAUGCUGAGCGCAACGCGCUUCUGCAGCCGCUAGCCACGUUGCGGCCGCGCGCGCGCACGGCCGAGUCGGACGUCUCGCUCGACAUGCAGCGGUUCCGUCCGACGCCGCUGACAAUCAGUCGCCAGCUUCACGCGCUCUCGCCUCUUCAAUUCACCUCGUGGGCGUGCUCGGCGCAGUUUGGUCGCCGGCUCCUGCUCCAGCUCGAAGCGCUUUUGCUGGAGAACGUCGUCUUCAAAGGCCCGUCGCCAACGACAGGCGUCCCGAGCCAUUUGCUCUUCCAUGAAGAGCGCACGGCCAGUGACUACCGCCGGUCGCCAGCGACCAAGCAGCUCUACUUCGAGUGCAUGGCCCGGCUCUAUGCGCAGCACGAGCCAAAUGCGCUCGCACCUUUUGUUGCGUGCGUCGACCAGUACUGUCCGCGCCUCUUCUCGCUCGAGGGCCAACACCUCGUGCCGACGCGCCGUCACAGCCAGCGCGCCCUCGUCGCCCUCUCGCCCGUUGCGCUCGCAAAGGGAAACGAGCCAGCGGCCGUGGCCGCGCACGCCGACGUCCUCUGCCAAAGCGACGCGUGGCUCGAAGCUGCGUCGCUGUUGCUCGCACACGAUGAGUAUGCCAAGUGCCUCUUGCUCUACGAGACAGCGCCAGACGCCGUGGGUCCGCUGCUCUACUGGCCGCUGCUGCGCUACUGCGUUGAAAAGCAGAGCCCGAACGACCUCGUCGCCUUGGUCGAGCGCAAGCCUGCGUCGCUCUCGUCAUCUCUCGUGCUCCGCAACCUCAAGACAUUCGUGCCGCCCGGCGUCACGCUCGGCGCGCUGCGCCCGGCCAUCGUCGUGCUGUUGCGCCGACCCUAA
This is a messenger RNA of Saprolegnia diclina VS20, 2265 nucleotides long. RefSeq lists its product as hypothetical. The record is from RefSeq and is a predicted model, not a curated record. The coding region runs from base 1 to 2265 and encodes 754 amino acids. Gene Ontology annotation, molecular function: protein binding. Lineage: Eukaryota; Oomycota; Saprolegniomycetes; Saprolegniales; Saprolegniaceae. The transcript has a single exon.